AUGUCGCCCGGUCAUAACUUUAGCGAAAAUUCUUCAAUUUCAACUUCACCUAUUAUGAAUUCUUAUAUUGUUCAUGUUGGCGAACAAACGUUUCGUCUUUAUCGUUCUUCAAUAACUUUCGACUCUCCUAACUUCUUUACUCAAACUUUUCUUUCUGACGAAACACCAGGAGAAAACGAUGCAGGUGUCUCUACUACUAACGCUACCUUAACUGCCGAAUCAAGCACACGGAAAGAUAAGACAAGUAUUACUACUUUGGACAACGUUGGAAAAACUGGUGAUAGCUGUGUUGGAGAAAUUGAUUUUAACAAAACAAAGUCUAGUGCUAGCACUCAAACAUAUAUUUCUCCUAAUGCAUGCGUCAAGGAAAUCACGAUUGAUAGGGAUCCUCGAUCAUUUGAAGUCAUUUUAAGAUAUCUUCGAGGUUAUACCAUAUUUCCACUUUCUUCUGUUAACUUACCUCCUGGCAUGUCACUUGACUUGUUUAGGGAAAGUUUAUUAGAAGAUGCGCGGUUCUACGGUUUAUGUCGACUUGCAAGACUACUUCAAGCAGAAACUCCAACACCUUUAAGUUACAAGGAUCCUUUCACUUCAGCCGAUAAAAUUCUUUUAUCAUUGCGUGAUGUUCCAAUUCACAAGGAAUUCAUUAAAUCUAAUUUCGAGGGAUCUUCCACCAUUGAAUUUUUUACGGGUGCUGUUCUCACACUUGAAUUAGAAUCUUCUGAUGCCUCAAUACGUUUUCAUACGAAAUUUUUGAAUGAGCAAGAUCAAAAGGCUUUAGAAACUUUGGGCGACAUUUGUGGGGAAAAUUCAAAAAUUCAAUUCUCAAGACAUUUGAGCACAAAUCGAAAUAUGCGAGAAGCAUUAAACGGGAUACGUUUAGAAAUUGAUGGGGUUCAAGUUACAGGGGUUGACAUUGCCUCUUUGGUCGGAUCUUACAGUCCAAAGGCAAAAGCUUUGGAAGAUAUGUUUCGUCAAUCCGGAGGUCAAAAAUUAGUCAUAUAUGCUCAAGAAUUUGUCUUUAGAUUAGAUCAUCAAACUCAUCUUUCCAAUAAUUUCAAUAAGGAUGAUGACAAUAAAGACAACGUUAAGGAUAUUGAUAGCAGUGAUAUUAUUUACAUUAACAGUAAUGGAGCAUUCCAAGAUGAUGAAUCAAAGAAUGAAUCAGAUCAUACAAAUCAUUUCGAGGAUAGUAGUCGUGAAACAAUUAAAGCAAACAGAUGGACUCAAGAAUGGUGGGCUUGGAAUGAAUAUAGAAUGAAAUUGGACACCCUCCAAUAG
Molecule: messenger RNA, 1281 nt
Organism: Funneliformis caledonium
Lineage: Eukaryota; Fungi; Glomeromycota; Glomeromycetes; Glomerales; Glomeraceae
Source: the annotation of a GenBank genome assembly